AAGGACGAGGUUUACCUGAACCUGGUGCUGGAUUAUGUUCCGGAGACGGUGUACAGAGUGGCCAGACAUUACAGCCGCGCCAAGCAGGCGCUGCCCAUGAUAUACGUCAAGUUGUACAUGUAUCAGCUGUUCCGCAGUUUAGCCUACAUCCAUUCCUUUGGGAUCUGCCAUCGGGACAUCAAACCACAGAACCUCCUGCUGGACCCCGAUACUGCGGUGCUGAAGCUGUGCGACUUCGGAAGUGCUAAACAGCUGGUCCGUGGGGAGCCCAAUGUCUCCUACAUAUGCUCUCGGUACUAUAGGGCCCCGGAGUUGAUCUUUGGGGCCACUGACUACACCUCCAGCAUAGAUGUGUGGUCAGCGGGUUGUGUGCUGGCAGAGCUCCUCCUCGGGCAGCCCAUCUUCCCCGGGGACAGCGGUGUCGACCAGCUGGUGGAGAUCAUCAAG
Molecule: messenger RNA, 447 nt
Organism: Hyla sarda
Lineage: Eukaryota; Metazoa; Chordata; Amphibia; Anura; Hylidae
Product: glycogen synthase kinase-3 beta-like
Exons: 4
Biological process (GO): negative regulation of canonical Wnt signaling pathway; protein phosphorylation; regulation of neuron projection development
Cellular component (GO): beta-catenin destruction complex; cytoplasm; nucleus
Molecular function (GO): protein serine/threonine kinase activity; tau-protein kinase activity; ATP binding
Source: RefSeq, a predicted model, not a curated record